AUAAACAAGAAAAUCCAUGCUAAAAGAUCUUUAUUAUUAUGUUUUUGUGAUGGCUUAAUUUUUGAAUAAGAAAAAUUUGGGUGAAGAAAACAUGAACGUUAAUAAACAACAGUCAACAGAAUAUGCUGGUCGAAUUCCAAUACUAAUUCCUUUUGGGUUUCUACUUUGUAGCAUAUAUGGAUAAUGAAGUGAAUGAGGUCCACAUGUAAUAUACAUCUUAUCCAUAAACCAACCAAUGAGGCUUUAAACAUAACUCCCAUCAGACUUGAAAAAAGGUCAAUUCAUUCAUUUGAAUCGCAAUCAUAUUCAUAUCAUGGCUCAUUCACUAACCCAUGCGGUUGUACCCAUCUCAACCACCACGACUCCUCCGUCAAAAAACACAUCCUUCCGUCCAUCUCUUUGCCAUAUCCCUCGCAGGGAUGUUGCGUUGUGCUUGGUUGGUGCAGUGUUUGGGUUGAGCAUCGUGGGUGAUAGGAGUGCAGAUGCAGCAGCAAGGCGGCCCCCACCACCUACUCCAACAGAGAAGAAGGACCCGAAUGUAAGUGGUGUAUUGGCUAAGGUAAUAGCAAGCAAGAAGAGGAAGGAAGCAAUGAAAGAGAGCAUCGCCCAGCUAAGGCAGAAAGGGAAGGUCAUCAAUGAGCCAUCAACACCAACAGAAUGAGUGAAACUCAUUAGUAUAUGGUUCUUUUAGAAAACCAACCAUAGACUUUAACUCAAGGGUUAAGCCUCGUUGUAUUGAGCGUUACUCAAGAUCAUAAUAAAAUUCAUAUUGAUUGUUUUAUCAAAAUUACCAUAGACAUUGGGUUCUAUAAUGUUUAUACAUUUCCAAAUUAAAAUAAAAUAAAAUUCAACGUACUAUCAUACAC
Messenger RNA from Lactuca saligna, 866 nucleotides. The record is from the annotation of a GenBank genome assembly. NCBI's taxonomy places the organism in Eukaryota, Viridiplantae, Streptophyta, Magnoliopsida, Asterales, Asteraceae.